AUGUUCAAAGAAGCCCUGGCCAAGGAGGAGAUAAUCGAUGUUCUGGUCGAGUUCAUGCUUGGCGAUAACCCAAAAUCGGCGCUGGAGAAGCUGCGGCUCGAGGGCAACACCGCUACCGUCUGCGGCAAGGUGUUCAAAAAUGGGGAGCCCACCUACAGUUGCCGGGAGUGUGGCAUGGAUCCCACCUGUGUGCUGUGCGUAAACUGCUUUAAGCGGUCGGCGCAUCGCUUCCACAAGUACAAAAUGUCCACCUCCGGCGGCGGUGGCUGCUGCGAUUGUGGGGACAAUGAGGCCUGGAAGAAGGAUCACUAUUGUCAUCUGCAUUUGGAUAAUCGAAAGAAUCCGCUCGAGAGCAAGAUCAUCAGUGGGGCCGUUUUGGAGCGCAGCGAGAUCUGCUUCAGUGCCAUUCUGGCGUUUUGCGUCAACUAUCUGGAGAUCGAGCCGAACGCCAGUCUGAAGUGCCUCGACGGGGAGGGGCUGGAGCUGGAUGGGGCGCACUUUUGCACGGUGCUGUACAACGACGAGUCGCACACGUUUGACCAGGUCAUCCAGACGCUGACAAAGAUCGCCAAGUGCCGCCACAAGGAGGCCAUGGAGAUAGUGGCGGCCAUAGACCGCGAGGGCAGGGCCGUGGUCAAGUGCGACACGUUCAAGGCGUGCAACGAGCUGAAGAUGGCCAUAGAGAACCAGAUGAUACCACCGAGCGGUCUCCUUACCAAUCUCCGCAACAACCAGUCGCUGCGAACCUCCGUGCUGCACAUCAACUCGGUGGCCUGCCAGCAGUUCGCCCUCCAGCUGCUUAGCUGGUUCCAGGAGUUCCUUGUCCGCCACUACCUCUUCCGCAAGACCUUCUCCGAGCUGGUGCAGCAGAAGCAGGAGUCCUUCUGCAUCCGCCACAUCCUCGAGUGCGACGUGAAGCUGUGGAAGACCGCUCGCACCUGCUGGCACCGCCUCCUCAUCUCGGGCAUGCUCAUGGAGUACGAGAACAAGAUGGUGCUGGCCCAAGAGUUCUCACGCCGCUACGCGACAAUCGUGGAGGACUUCAUCAACGAUGACCACGACCACGCCUUCUCGAUAGUCUCUCUCAGUGUGCAGCUCUUCACCGUCCCCAGCAUUGCCCAUCGCCUGAUCGCCAAGGAGGGCAUAUUCGACAAGCUGCUGCACACAUUCUACUACGUGGCCAUCGAGAAAUUCAUCCUCAAUCGCACCCUCCACUUCAGCAAGAACAUUGCCAGCCUGACCUUCUUCAAGCGAGCCAACUAUAUUCUGUACGACCUGCGCUAUCUGCUCAGCCUCAAGCCAGACGUUCUGAGCAAUGAGCUGCGCACUGGAUUUCUAGAAGGCUGCAAGGCUCUGAUGCGAGUCCUAAAUGUGAUGCAAGGCAUGGAGUCGAUUACUCGCCAGACGGGACAGCAUAUGGACUACGAGCCGGAGUGGGAGUGCGCCUUCAAUCUGCACAUAAAGCUGGCCACGACCAUUUCGCAGGUGAUCGAGUGGGCAUCCACCGACAAGACGCUGCUGCACAAACUCUACAAGAUGACGGUGCGGGCUCUGGUGAGCAACAACUUUAUUGUCGGAGGCGAGGAGGCGGAGGCCAAGAGUGUGGCUGGACAUGUGGCCAACUGCCUCAUAUACGAUGUCUCGGUGCGGCCGGUGUCCAUUCAUCUGCCAUUGACUCGCUUUUAUGCCGGGAUCUACCUGCAUCUGGGGUCACACGACCUAAGCUACGACUGCCUGGUGGCCGAAACCGAGGCGCUGAACAUCAAGAUGACACCGCGCGAGAUCAUAGAGCCGGUGCUGUGCACCCAUGCGAUGAUUGCCCAGGUGGCCGCCGGAAUGUGGCGCCGCAACGGCUACUCUCUGCUCCACCAGCUGUACCUCUACAGAAAUGUGCGCUGCCGCGUCGAGAUGCUGGACAGGGACAUUGUCUGCCUGCAGAUUGGUGCCUCUCUUAUGGAGAGCAACGAGUUCCUCAUCCAUGCCCUGAACAACUGGCCGAGUCCCCCUCGACGAUGA
Drosophila miranda is the source of this 2016-nucleotide messenger RNA. Its product is annotated as E3 ubiquitin-protein ligase UBR1-like. The record is from RefSeq and is a predicted model, not a curated record. Gene Ontology annotation, cellular component: cytoplasm; ubiquitin ligase complex. NCBI's taxonomy places the organism in Eukaryota, Metazoa, Arthropoda, Insecta, Diptera, Drosophilidae. The coding region runs from base 1 to 2016 and encodes 671 amino acids. Gene Ontology annotation, biological process: ubiquitin-dependent protein catabolic process via the N-end rule pathway; protein ubiquitination. Gene Ontology annotation, molecular function: ubiquitin protein ligase activity; zinc ion binding. The transcript is spliced from 3 exons.